Messenger RNA from Linepithema humile (Argentine ant), 4274 nucleotides. It is a transcript of the gene step, whose product is annotated as cytohesin steppke. Gene Ontology annotation, molecular function: guanyl-nucleotide exchange factor activity. Gene Ontology annotation, biological process: regulation of ARF protein signal transduction. The record is from RefSeq and is a predicted model, not a curated record. NCBI's taxonomy places the organism in Eukaryota, Metazoa, Arthropoda, Insecta, Hymenoptera, Formicidae.
UAGCUAGCGCGUAAUCGCACGACGGUGGUCGGUGCGUGCUGGUGUCGUCGAUUCCGGCCGACAUCGGUUGAUGCGGUCGCACGCAAACCGCGGGGUUUUUUCGGUUUCCAAAGGCGACACGCCUUUUAUCUCACGAAACGCAAAAACGUGACACACUUGUUGCCUUUCAUACAUGACUGCGAUCCCGAAAGCAUACGUGUACACGCGUGGAAUUUCACUUUCCCACGCGAAACGAAUCGGCUGCCGAAAGACGGGAAAAGAAGUUGGCGCCGCUGUGCGUAAUCGGAAAUAAGUGUGCUGAAAGGUGUGUGCGCGUGUAGCGGUCGUCGCACGCGGGUCGUUGCACUUCUCUGAGAGCCCCGCGACCUUUGUACCUCGUCUAUUUCUUCGAGCGCUCUCAACGUUUCAAACGAUGUUAUUCGAUCAUAACGGUGAUUAUGGUGAAUGCGGGGUGCGAAGCGCGUGUCGUACGACCGGGCAGACGGAAAGUGCGUAGUGAAGGAGCUCCGGAUUCGGGGCCCGGCCGGAUUCGGUGACCGGGUGGGUUGGUUCAGCAGUCGACCUAGAAUGAUUUUCACCGGCAGAUCGGUGGACGCUCUCGAUGAGGUGCGCGGCGCCGGUGGUGCGGGCGAUGUCCAGCCGGACGGUGGACGGCGGGACGUGAGCGCGGUCGCGAUCGCGGCCGGAUGGUUCUCCAGUUUACGGAGACCCGGCAGGAAGAACAAGAAAAACUAUCAGAAGCAGGCUAAGAGCGCGUGGGACAUCAGCGGCUUGUCCACCACGCAAUUAAAAGAUGAAUUGGGCGAAGUCGUGGCAGAGAUGGAGGCGAUGGAGGGCGGCGGACUUACGACCGACGAGACGAAACCGUCCAACAAGGCCAAGCAGACAUCGAUCGGCCGCAAGAAGUUCAAUAUGGAUCCCAAGAAGGGCAUCGAGUACCUGAUAGAACACAACCUGUUGGCACCGACGCCGGAGGACGUCGCGCAAUUCCUCUAUAAGGGCGAGGGCCUCAAUAAAACAGCAAUCGGCGACUACCUCGGCGAGCGGCACGAUUUUAACGAGCGCGUGCUGCGGGCGUUUGUCGAGCUACACGACUUCACCGAUUUGAUAUUGGUGCAAGCUUUACGCCAGUUUCUCUGGUCGUUUCGGCUGCCCGGCGAGGCGCAGAAGAUCGAUCGCAUGAUGGAGUGCUUCGCUCAAAGGUACUGCCAGCUGAACCCAAAUAUCUUCACCAAUACGGACACCUGCUACGUGCUGAGCUUCGCCAUCAUUAUGCUGAAUACUUCGUUGCAUAAUCCUAGCGUUAAGGAUAAGCCCAGUGUGGAACAGUUCAUUUCGAUGAAUCGAGGUAUUAAUAACGGCGGGGAUCUGCCGCGGGAGCUACUUGUGAGUUUAUACGAGAGUAUAAAAACCGAACCUUUCAAAAUACCAGAAGAUGACGGCAAUGACCUGAUGCACACCUUCUUCAAUCCCGACAAAGAGGGCUGGCUCUGGAAACAAGGCGGACGUUACAAGAGUUGGAAGAGGCGAUGGUUCAUAUUGAACGACAAUUGUUUAUAUUACUUCGAGUACACGACAGACAAAGAGCCGCGCGGCAUCAUUCCGCUAGAAAAUAUUCAGGUUCGAGAAAUUCAGGAUCGAAACAAGCCGCACUGUUUUGAGCUGUACGCCGCCGGUUCCGAAUUCAUAAAGGCAUGCAAGACUGACAGUGAAGGAAAGGUCGUGGAAGGGAAACAUACCGUGUACAGAAUGUCUGCAGCUACCGACGAAGAAAAAGACGAAUGGAUCAAAUGCGUGCGACAAAGUAUAUCGCACAAUCCCUUUUAUGAUAUGCUGGCAGCACGGAAGAAGAAAGCACAAAAAACAAAUGUACACUCGAAAAGUUAAACGCUGCCACGAGCCGGGUUUCGAGAGAGGCUCGGCGAAUCAGAAGACUGUUUAUUCGCGAUUCAACGUUACGCUAUCGUCGAAUACAAACUAAAUCGCACGAUGGCGAAAAUCCAUCGAGAGAGAGAAAGAGCAAAUACGCCGAAAGCGUUAUGGAAUAGGCUGGUGAACACCCAGCGUGGUGUCGUGACAAUCGCCUGUGGAACAUCGCCUCAAUAAGCGCAUACGUAGAAUACGGCAUUACGUACAUCGUUCGUAGAUUGAAUGUGGAAUAUUUGGCGCGAUGAUCCCUUGGACGCAAAAGAUGCAUAGCUAAAUAAAAGUUACAUUAAGAAAGGUAAUGUAUUAUAACGCGCCGUUACAACAUGACGCAUAAAAAGGAUCUGGCGCUCCAUAAGCUUAGCUAUAUUUCCAUAAAUUUAAUAGACAAACUGCCUCUAUAUUUUUUCUGCAAAGAAAACUGAAGUGUAUGGCUUUGCAUACGAUGGAAAUCGAGGUCUUUGCAGUGAAUAAUAACUACACCGCCGAUCAAUUUACAUUGGAAAAUAUGUAUGAGCAGAAAAUAUCAGUUUCAUACUUUGCUAGAAAAAUUAGUAAUUUCAAAAAUUAUCUUUGUAGUCGCGCAGGAUAGACCGUUUUAACAUUCUUAGCGUUAUAUCUAGCUAAAUAUUAUGUGAGCAUAACUUAUGACAGGACUUACAUCAUAUUAUAACAGGCAGAAGGGAACAAUAUUUAGUUUCCGGCAGCUUUGAGAUAUUGUUAAAGUCUACUUGAUUUUAGGAGACCGAAGGUAAUAUUUGAAAUAUUUUUUCGUACAAGAUAACAUUGUCUUGUAUCGUGUAGUGUAAAUACAAAAAAAUAAGAUUCACGAUUUCCACUUAUAUUUAAAAAAAAAUGUUAUAAAGCCGAGAAUCCGAUAGAAAACUCGUAUUCAUGUGAUAAUUAUUCGUGUGUAUUUAUUUGAACAAAUGUGUACAAAGAUAAAAAUUAAGUGAUAAGUUUUCUGUGUGAGACAAGAUUGUCUUGGACUGUGUGUUGGACUGUGUGUUGUUAUGCUUGUACAAUUUAUGAAAAUGGCACGAUUAGCCACCUAUGGAUUAUAAUUUUCGUUUAAUUUCAAAGGCCGCGUACGCAUAUGCGUAUGACACGCAUAAAUAUAUACACACACACAAAACACGCGUGCCUUUACAUACACACAUACACAAUUCAGUGUAGUGAUUGAAACGCGUAAUAAAUGAGAAUAGCAUCUUGGUAAGAUCUGACGGGAACCUGCAACUUCAUUAUUUUUUAUAUAAAAAGAAAAAAAAAAAGUUUAAAGCAGAGAAGUUAUGAUCAUAAGAGCUCUCUUGUGUUACUCUCGAAAUGAGUAUAAUAAUUUCAGAUAGAAAUAUCAAUGAUGAUAUUAUAUGCUUAAUGCAAUUUGUAAUUUCUUUACAUCUUUUUUACGUUACUAAUGUUCUAUAUGUCGUUGCAUAUUCAAUCCAUAAAAAAUUAGUAGCAGAAAAGCAGGUGCCUUUGAGAUCGCCAAACUAGUCUUAAUAAUUGAUCCGUCAUAUACGAAAGACUCGAGUAAAACUUUCCUUUGCUAGAAAGGCAAGGAAGGCAAGACAUCGAAAACGCCUUAUUAUAAUACGUUAGAUAACGAAACGCUGAAAUAACCAUAGAAAAAGUAGUGCGUAAUUUUUUUAAUGUCAUGCUGUUCUUGAAGAGACAUAGACUUGGUUUAUCGUAAUACAGCGAUCUCCAAUUAAUAAUGGAUUUAUGAAAAAAAAGCAUUUUUUAAUAGUAAUAUUCAAUUUCUUGCACAUGUGGGAAACAUUUUCUUCCGAUUAAUAUUUCACAACGACGUAUAUAUUCAUGCCUGUUGGUGUAUAUUGUUGAGAUAUUUCUUUCAUAGCCAUUCUGCUUCCCAAGAGCCAUAAGGACAAUAAUAUUAUAUUGUCAAAGAGCCAGCAUAUGUAAAAUGAUCAAAGAAGUGAAAUGUGGAAUCUUCCGUUUUGGGCCAUUUAUAAAUUAUGUUCUUCUGCGCAGUGCUUGUCAAACUGUUGCUGUAAUAUAUUCUGUACCGUCUUAUUUAUAAAAAUUGGGAUUGAUUGAUUAUUCGUGCUAGUACAUAGAUUUUUUAAUAUUAUUUGCAGGUGGUUUGACGAACCAUCUUACUUUUUGUUAUCAACGUUGAUAAGAAUAUUUUAUAGAAUUACACGUGUAUAUGUCAUAGAUUUAUCGAAUGUAAUAUUUUAUGAAAAGUCACAAUUAUUUAAGAAAAGGAUAAUAGUGAUAUGUAAUUAACAUCUUUAGGAAAUAUAUUGCGAUAAAUCUAUUAGCGUUUUCGAUUAUACAGGAUUUGAACGACCCAGGGUUGGUUAAUGACGUCAUUGCAACCUCUC